Molecule: messenger RNA, 2361 nt
Organism: Sciurus carolinensis (gray squirrel)
Lineage: Eukaryota; Metazoa; Chordata; Mammalia; Rodentia; Sciuridae
Gene: Meig1
Product: meiosis/spermiogenesis associated 1
Exons: 3
Coding region: 198-464 (88 amino acids)
Cellular component (GO): nucleus
Source: RefSeq, a predicted model, not a curated record
UGCUAGGAGAUGCGAAGGUCGCUGAAGCAAGGACAGUUGGCAUCUAGCCGGCCCAGCCCACGGAUUUCAAGUAGAGAGCUCGAACACGUUUGCGACCGCCUGUCCACUGGCAUCUCCGGCCUCUCCAGCUCGGCUGAGCGAGGGUAACCACCGAGAGCUGGCCGAGGGAAAUAAUUGGUAAUAAGACCUGUGUAGCCAUGGCUAGUUCUGACGUGAAACCAAAAUCAAUAAGUCGUGCCAAAAAAUGGUCAGAAGAGAUAGAAAAUCUGUACAGAUUUCAACAAGCAGGAUAUCGGGAUGAAAUUGAAUAUAAACAAGUGAAACAAGUUUCUAUGGUAGAUCGAUGGCCAGAGACUGGCUAUGUGAAGAAACUUCAGAGAAGGGACAAUACUUUUUAUUACUACAACAAACAGAGGGAAUGUGAUGACAAAGAAGUCCACAAAGUGAAAAUUUAUGCUUACUAGCUCUUCUUUGUAUUACUUAACAAUUUUUCAUUGUUUCUAUUCUACAUCAUGUAAAUGCUUGUCAUUUUACAAAAUAAUUCCAAAUGCAGUCUUCCAUUUAAAGUUUUGAAACACAGAAACCAUGCAACUUAUCGACUGAUCAUCCUGUCCUGCUCUAAAAUAUAACUGCAGAAGUAUUAAACUUGUACCCUUGUUGAUUCAUCCUCUUACUGACCAUUUUAACUAUGGUAGAGUAAACAUUAUGCUUGGGGGGAACUAGCCCCCCUUGAAACAAUCCCAUUGAUUAGUCUACUGAUCUGUUUUCUUACAGUAGAUUAGUACCACACUCCAAGCCCCUGGUUGUCUUUAUCUCUUUACUAGAACAUCAUUUGAACUACUAAGAUCUGCCUGAGAGUCUUGCCUCUGAGUUCUUUGCCUCUUGCUGGGCAAACCAGAAAUGCCAAAAAUAAUGUCUGCUUGGGAGUAGUUUCUGCCAAUGACUGAUGGGGGGAGUAGAUGUAUAAGUCCCCCACAACCUGGUAGCACAGGAGGAAUAAGUCUGAAGUGUGUCUUUUACACUGACUGCCAGGCUUUCCCCAGUAGGAUUAAAGUUUCAGUCAUCCACAUAAUCUGACUGGAUAAAAUAUUCCACUGGGCACCUCCCUGUUUUGCCACUUUGCCCAUUUUCUACCAGUGUAUUUCCCUCCUGAACAAUUUCCCUACAAGUGAAGCCUUCCUUGCAAGUCCUUGUCACAUGGUCAUCUUCUGGGUUCCUCCAUAUAAGCAACUUGCAUUCCAUUACUGCCUGGAUUACUGCAGAAGCAACCUAUGUGUUAAUGAGCACAGAAGUCAUUGUUCCCGUUUAGGCCUUAAGAAGUCCUCUUCUCAAAAAUUAGUGAGUCUUAAAUCUGAAAGUGAACUGGACGAAAGGUAUCUUUCUAAGUUUACUUUUUCACUAAGAUUUUUUUGAUCACCAUUUACAAGUUAUGACCUUUAAAUUUUUGAAUAGAGGUUCAUAUCUAUCAAUUAAUUCAAUUUUAGCCCCCAUUUUUCAGAACCACUGUCUUUACCAUAAAGUCCCAUUUCUCUAAUUCAAAUAUGCCUGUUCAGCAGUCUUUUCUAACAAGCACAUCAUAAAAAGAAUAGGGUGGCAAGCUUCUUUUGUGUCUUUCCCAGUGCUUUCUGGAAUCAGCUUAUUUACCACAUCUUUCAUUUUUCUGUACCUCUCUGGUCAUAGGUGCUGUGUAUAAGAGGUUUUUUCAAUCUGAUACCUUUUUUUGUCCAAUAAAACAUACCAUGAUAGGCAGAAUAAUUGUCCUCCCUACCCCCAAAAUUGUCCAUGUCCUUGCCCUUAGAAUCUGUGAAUAUGUUACCUCACAUGGCAAAAGAAGUUUUUAAAUAAUUAGAGAUCUUGAGUUGGAGAAAUUAUCCUGGAUUAUUUGAGUGAACCCAAUGUAAUCACACAGGUCCUUAUAAGAGGGCAAGAGGUGAUUAGAGAAAAGAGACUUGAUGAUGGAAGAUGUCUGUCUGAGUGGUGCGAGGAGGGAGACAAAAGCCCUAGAAGGCUUAAAACCUCUUGAAUCUGGAAAAGGCAAGGACACAGAUUCGCCCUCCUGUGUCUCCAGAAAGAACACCACCUGCUUUUACCAAACAGGAUCUAUUUCAGACUUCUGGCCUUCAAAACUCUAGAAGAAUAAAAGAGUGUUGUUUUCCUGCCUCAGUUUGUGCUAAUUUGUUAACAACAAUGUCAAAACAGAGAACAGAUGAAAUCAAUAAUUAUUCAUCAUCUUGAAAUCAACAUAGUGUUAUGAAUCUUGAAGUCAACAUAGUAUCAAUCAUGAUCACUGUCUGCCAUAUUUUGACCAUAGAACAUAUUUUGUUACAGAUAAGAGCAGUUUCAAUAAAUUGGUUAAGCAAU